UCUCUCAGUCUGCGCAUCAACCAUGUUUAUUGAAAGUAACGCGAAAUGGAGAAGAGUUAUUAAAUAAAAUGUAUAAAAAACCACCUUGUGACUUACGUAUCGUGAUAUUGGACACUGUGUCUUUCUACUGCCGUUGCCUACAGUUAAAAUGCUUUCAGCAAACUAGAGCAAACUACGCAAACAGGUUCGUUGUUUUCUGAAUUGAGCUUGGUGGAGAUCAAGAAGGCGUUCGCGGCUCCGAAAGAGUGUGUUUCUUCUGUGGUGAGCGACCUUAAUUGGAGUCCGAAGGACAUCUUUGACACAAAAAACAGGAGUCCGAGUCUCAUUUCCUGGAGUCUCGGACCACCGGACUCCCGUUAGUGUCGCACACUGCGUCCACUUUUCUCAGAAAGUAUCAAAGCUAUUGCAUUCAAACUUGGCACACUUACUUACUAUCAUGAGGGACUUGGCAGGCAUGUGACUCGCAGAAUUCUACUCCAAGUUCAAGCAUCAUUACCACCUCCCAGCCACCUCCAUCUGGAAUACAGAACGUCUAUAGGACACCACCAAAGCCAACUGGACCAACUAGCGCUGAGCGAAAGAUGGCAGAAAUGACAGACGAAUUGGAAAAAGAAAUGGAGGCAGCAUCCAAAGGUGGAGAAUACUUUGGGAAAUCGCAACAGGUGACGGUUUUUCUUAUAGAUCACAAAGGGAAAACUCUAUCAUUGGAUGUAAGACUUGAUCAAACUAUUGGCCAACUAAAGGAAUUGGUGGAAGACAAAACUGGUGUAGAAAAAGACGAGCAGCUAUUGAUGUCUAGGCGUCGCGAGAUAGGCCAAGAGGAAGACAGAUUUCUACACGAGUGUGAAAUUAAACAUGAGGACACCCUGCAACUUCGUGUUAAACUUCGAGGAGUAUCCAGUGUGAUACGUAGCAUAACGGGAUUUCCUUUCGACCCACUAGAAAUACAAAGACAGAUCGAAAGGUUGUUAGCCCAUGAAGAUGAUCCAGACAAUGAUAAACCAUUUACAGAACCCCUGGAUCAUACACUUUGUUCCUCAGGCUCGGUUCGCCGUCCUGCUGGCCCUGGUUGUGUUUCCAUGGAAACAUUAGAUGGGGCCCAAAGGGAGAACACAGCAGGGGGAGAUAUCCAGCAACCAGAACAACCACAGUUGUUUUUGUUUGACGAUGAUCCAGACGAUGAUAAACCAUUUACAGAACCCCUGGAUCAUACACUUGGUUUCUCAGACUCAGGUUGCCCUCCUGCUGGGUCUGUCAGUGCUUCCAUGGAAACAUCAGAGGGGACCCCAAGGGAGAACACAGCAGGGGAAGAUAACCAGCAACCUGGACAGCCCGAGGAGACCAAGUCCUUUAAAUAUGAUGAAUGUGAGAAGCAAGUGAGGGAUGCUGAUGAUGUCGAGUUUCAGCCAGCCAAAAAGGAACAUUCCAGUUUCUCUGAAUCCAGCAAGGAUAUUAAACCACUGAUGAGGGAAGAAAAGGGGCAGCAACUUGCAAACGACAUAAUAACAACACGCCUUCGUGAGAUGUUUGUGACAUAUGGUCGGACUUCUAAAAGAGUUCAAGACGUUUGCAAAAUAAUAUCUAAAUGCUUUUUACAAGUGCGCGGGGUGAUCGAUUGCUAUCCUGCAUACAUGAUUGGAAAUGAGACAAAUAUUGUUUUUGUAUUGACAAUCACAGAUAACAUAGCUAAUAUUAAGCAGCAGCUCGACAAGGUUGAUAUAGACGUUGUUAUCAAAACAGUUUCUUCAGAUAUUUGUGAACAUGACCUAGCAAUUACUGAAGACUUCAGAGAAAAUUACAAGGAUAUGGAAAUACUUAAAAAAUGCAUAUUAAAUAAUACAGAAGAUUUAAUGCAACAACAUAAAUAUCUUAGUAUAAUAAAAGGAGGUUCAAACAAACAAAUGAAAGGUUUAAAACGAGAACUGUGUUUAGUUUUGUAUGUUCACGCAAAAGGAUUUAUACCUAUUGACGAAGAGCCGUUCAAAAAAUCCUAUGACGGCAUACAUGUGAAAGUUUUAGAAGGAAGAUUUACACCAUAUAUGAAUCACGAUGAGGAAGUUCGACAAGGAAGUUCUAGGCCAUCUAUGAACCAUGCUAAUGUUAAGCUUAAUAAAUUAAGAAUGGGUUGUACAAUUGAAGGGCAUCAAAAGGGCACACUUGGUGUAUUUAUUGAACAUCCAUCAUAUGGUUUGUGUGGUAUAACGUGUGCCCAUGUUGCAGUAAGUGACGAAGUGAUGAUGGAAUGUGAAUCGAAAAAUGGACGAUUCUUAUCGGAAAACGGGGAAAUGGUACAUGAACCAAAAAAACAUAUGUAUCAACCAUACAGACGCACAGAUAACUCGAAUUCAUUCGGACAAAUAGUUGAAGUUAUUUAUAAGAAAGGUAACUUGUCAGAGACAGGAAUGGAGACAGGAAUGGAAAUAGCGUUAGUACAAAUAGAACAGAGACAUCCAGAUAGCGGAAAAUUUCCAACACCUAGACCUAAAGGUGUUCAUGACCUGCUUGGCACCGUGCCAACAGACAAGCCUCCAGACGUUGAGGAAGGUAUGGUGGUUUCCCAAUCAGGUGUUCAUGACCUUCUUGACACCGUGCCAACAGACAAGCCUCCAGACGUUGAGGAAGGUAUGGUGGUUUCCCAAUCAGGUGUUCAUGACCUGCUUGACACCGUGCCAACAGACAAGCCUCCAGACGUUGAGGAAGGUAUGGUGGUUUCCCAAUCAGCAGUCAAGUCGGACUAUGAGUUCGCAUCAGGCAAAACAUGUGGACCAACGAGAUUUAAUACCAACUACUGUUUUAAAUUUGGAAGCGGAACUGAUUUCACAGAGGGUACCAUUGAAAUGCAUGGCCCUAAUAUGGUCAAAACAAUAACCCAUACGUGGAAUUAUGCUAAACUGGAGUUAACUUUAUACAACCAAUUUUUUGUUAAACCAAAACAAGGUAAAUUUGCUUUUUUUGGUGACUCCGGAUCGCCUGUGUUUGUGAAAGAAGAAGGAACUGAUGAGCCUGUGUGCAUUGGGCUUGUUGCAGGAGGUUUUACUAAUGGAGGACCUGUCGUUGUUACUCCUAUUACAAAAAUUCUAGAAGAGCUCCGUAUAUCUCAACUGAAAGCAUUUCCUCAAAAUGUUUAUAUGCAAGAACUACAAGAGAUAAAAUCAACUCUAAGUGAAGUGACAAAAAAACUAAAUGUAUUCCAAGAACAAUUUGAGGAAUUAAUAAAAGAAGUGAAACAAAACAAUCAAAAACAUACAAAAUAAAAUGAAUGUAAGAAGCCGCCGAUUAUUUCAUGAUUGUGUAAUGACAUUAAUCCGUAUUAUGCGUUAUUAUGUGUUAAAGCCGAUAUCGACAAGCUUACUCGCAUUUGUUGUGUUGUAACAUUGUGUCUCAAUUCAAUCCCGAUUAUGUCUCAAUUGUGAUACAUCGGCUAUCUCCGGAUUCCUCCGCAAGAUAGGCCUCGUGUAUAAUGGUCACCAUCUUGGCUUGUCUUACUGCUUUACUACCCAAAAGGUUAUCAGUCUUUUGUUACAAGGCCGUAUACGCACGCGUUUAACUAGCGCCAUACUUUCUACUGAAUCUUUGAUAUAAAGACCUCUGUCAACGUUCAUUUGCUACUUAUUUUGACCUAUAAGCCGUAUCAUUUCCCUUUUCAAAUUACUUUACCACGGUAUUGUCAUCUUAUGAAAAUGAAAUUGCAGUGUUAACAAAACUAUCCAAACAGAAAGUGAAACUAAAUACAUUACGUUUUGCGAUAGAAACACUAAAUUUGUCCAGUUUUACUGGGUUGAUUAUGUAUUUAUGUGUAUGUUAUAAUGGGGUGUAUUGAUUGCUAAUAUAACCAGAAUUUAAAAUUAUCAUUAUUAUUUAUACUAAAAUUAUCAUUACUAUUUGUUUGAGCUAAUAUUUGUAAAUUAUCAUUACUAUUUGUUUGAGCUAAUAUUUGUGUAUUUUUAUUCAUUAUUUAUUAUUUUUAAUGAUUGUCCACAUGUUCUUGAUUCAAAUAAAUUGCAUUAAUAAGGGGUUGAUAUUUCAGCAUUAAAUGAUGUUAUAUUUUGUUUAUUCAUUUUUAAGCAUAUAGUGUAUGCAUACAUGUUUUUCAUUUGCAAACAAUGGUUCUAACAAAGUAUACAGGAAAAAUGCCUUAUAAUGUUUUUAUCCUCCGCCAUAGGCGGAGGGAUAUUGUUUUGGCGUUGUCCGUCCGUCCUUCUGUCCGUCCGUUCGUCCGGAGCCAUAUCUUGGAAGUGCUUUGGCCGAUUUCAUUGAAACUUGGUAUGAGUAUAUAUAUGGAUAAGAGGAUGAUGCACGCCAAAUGGCAUGGUACACCAUCUGUUAAUAACGGAGUUAUGGCCCUUUGUAUCUUGAAAAAAAUGCUUUUUAUUAUAAGCUUACAGCUUAUCUCCAUUAACACAUGAGCGUGAGCCGUGAAACUUGUCAUAGUUGUUCUCAAUCAUCUGGGGGUGCUUCACAUUCAACACCCGUAAUCCUAGGGGCUAAGGUCAAGGUCACAAAUUGAGGUCAAAGGGCAUUGUCCAUCCGUCCAGAAAACUUGUGUGUCCAGAAGCAUAUUGGCGGGGGGUAUCAAUUCAACGAAUUUGCUUGUUGAUCAUGGUUUGUAAUAUUUCUAUCAUUAUGUUUUCUGUUAUAUUUCAUGAAUGAUCUUAUAAGAUUGAAAAAGAAAAUAAUAAUAAAAAAUAAUAUAUGAAAUGAUAAAAUAACAUCAAGUGAAUAGUAUAUAAGUGGACAAGCAUUGUGAAAAUUUAAUUCUAUUCCAUUUUUGUUCAAAGAUAUGCAAUGUAUCAUUACUGAGGGCUAUUUGUUUCUCAAUCUGGAUUUUUAGUUUCAGACUAUGUAUACAACAAUUAAAAUUUAGUAUUUGUUUUCUGUACGUCAUGUUAAAGAUAAAAUAUUUCAACAUAAGAAUAAAAUUCACAAUAUUA
Dreissena polymorpha is the source of this 4931-nucleotide messenger RNA. RefSeq lists its product as uncharacterized. The record is from RefSeq and is a predicted model, not a curated record. The transcript has 17 exons. NCBI's taxonomy places the organism in Eukaryota, Metazoa, Mollusca, Bivalvia, Myida, Dreissenidae. Gene Ontology annotation, molecular function: protein binding. Bases 582 to 3254 code for a protein of 890 amino acids.